Prorocentrum cordatum is the source of this 546-nucleotide messenger RNA. The record is from the annotation of a GenBank genome assembly. NCBI's taxonomy places the organism in Eukaryota, Dinophyceae, Prorocentrales, Prorocentraceae.
CCUCUGGCUCGCGCUCGAGCCACCCUCGAGUCGACCGAAUUGGAUUCCUGGUGCCGACGGGGGCCGUCGAGGCCCCGAGGAGGAGGAGGAGGAGGAGGAGGAGGAGGAGGAGGAGGAGUGGAUUCCGUGGGGGCACUCCCCGUCCUCGCCGCGCCCGCCGCACGGGCCCGCGGUGGCGGCGUGUGGCGAUCCAGGCGCCGUGCCGGCCCGCUCGCGGGGGGCAUGCGGCGCAGGUCUCCGACCGCGCGGCGGGCGCCUGGCGGCCACUCCGCGAGGCGCUCGUGGCCGCCGCUACGCCGCGCCAGCGUCGAGCCCCGCUGCAGCAGAGGGCCAGGAGAGAGAGUGACUGAGGAGGGUAGCUUCCUCUUUGUCGGCCAGUUCUCGCCGAAAGCGAGGCCAGCCCCGCUGACAGUCUUCUACCACGUCUAUCAGUCCGUCGUGGCAGGGCAUGCGGAUCUGACAGCUUCCAUUGUCAGGGAGCAGAUGUUUGUUGUUAAGUCCUCCGCUGCUUUCGGCGACGGCGUCACGUUAUACUACUUGUCAUAG